This is a messenger RNA of Nilaparvata lugens (brown planthopper), 1662 nucleotides long. Its product is annotated as phosphatidylinositol-glycan biosynthesis class X protein. The transcript has 5 exons. The record is from RefSeq and is a predicted model, not a curated record. The coding region runs from base 279 to 1001 and encodes 240 amino acids. Gene Ontology annotation, biological process: GPI anchor biosynthetic process. Gene Ontology annotation, cellular component: endoplasmic reticulum membrane. NCBI's taxonomy places the organism in Eukaryota, Metazoa, Arthropoda, Insecta, Hemiptera, Delphacidae.
UAUCGAUGCUCAACACUGCAGCUGUUAUUUUUGAUGCAUUGUGGUGUCUGCUGUAACUAUCAUGUUUGAAAGAAAAUUAAUCUAAAUAAUGAUUUUUCAAGGAAAAUGAUGAUUUUUUCAUCUUACUAAGUGUUUAUUCUUCUGUGAAGUCUAUAUUUUUUUGAUAUUUCAAGUGUUGUGUUCGAAUUGAAGUAAAUAAUUCUAUUUUGAGGUUAUGUUAUUUAUUUCUGCAGGAAGUUGUAGUUUAUUAAAUUAAAAGAUUUUUAAAUGAAUUUAUUAUGAAACAUCAUGGAACUUCACUACUCUCUUUGCUUAUUUCACUCUCCAUCUAUAGAUUGUCUAAUGGAUUUGAAUGUGACUUUCAUGCCACCAUGAUUCGAUCGGUUGAAAAGGAAGGAUUUCACAAGGAACUCAGAUCUCUCGUGGAAAUUGUAACGACAAAGUCAACUGAAAAGCUUCGUGAUUGCCAAGUAGCUAUUGAAGAAAACUUGCCUAGCAGUUUCUAUGUUGAUCCUGAUCAACUCAACAAUCUCGGAGCCUAUGGAAAGGUAGUGGCCUGCGCAAAUGAGACCGUGGACGUUGAGAAGCCCCAGUUUACAUCUCCACCUCUCAAGGUGUAUGUCUACUCGUCACUGAACACCACAGGGAAUCUGCUGGUCGCUAACCUCGUUCUUCCCAUCCAUUUGAGGUACCACAAACCGAGGGCCGGUGGAGGCUACGAAGUGGUGAAAAUAUCGAAGCCCCGCCUCUUCUUACGGUGUCCCAGAAGGCUGGACUGUCCCAAGCAAGGCACCAUGGUGUUUCCCUGCUAUCGGUGCAGUCUGAACAAGUGUUCAUGGCUUGAGUUCUCCUUCAAAACGAACAUGGACCCCUUAAAAGUGACAGUGCCGGUCGGUGAUUUGAACCAUAAACUUAUCAUUCAACUUCUCACAUUCCUAGUAACAAUUGGAGGAUCUAUCUAUAUAUUUUCAACUUUAGCCAGUAAAAUACCUCAUUUAUAAUGUUAAUCAUUGUUUUAACUCUAGUUUAUUUUACAACAGGAUAACAGGAGUUAUUCAAUUAAAAUAAUUGAAAUAAGUGUACUGUAAUGAAUUUAGGUAAUAUUAAACUAAAUAAUAUGAACUAAAGUUUUUCAUACUGAAUUGCUCGUCUGUAUUUUAUUGAACAAAUGUUAUUAAAGGAAUAUUGAACAAAAAUAAAUAGACUAGAGCAUGUGUAGUGAAAAAUUACAAAAAAACAAAUUUGGAAUUACUCAUUGUAAUAAAUGAAUAGCCUAAAUGAACACAAUAUAUUUCAUAACUUUUAAAACCCGACUUGCAGUUAUUUAUUUGAUGUAAUAGACUUUGACCCGGUUGCACAAAAGCCUUUUUAAUUUUAACCAUUAUUAAAUUCGAAUGUCACAAGAACCUAUCAGAGAAGGCUUUUUCGACUAGAAGUUUCUCUAGGUGAUUUAAAAGGUUGCAUUAAUUCACUGUUAAAUUUAACUGACUUUUGUGCAACGGGCUUUAGAAUUUUUGUAUUUAUUGAUUACUUUAGCAAUAAAAAAGUAUUGACAUUUCAUUUUCAGGGGUUUCAAUUCUUAUUUCUGUGAUUUUUACCAAUAUAUUCCAAUUAAUUAUUGACAAUAUUUAUUGUACUGAAUAAAGAAGUGUUUUAUCCAAA